Meira miltonrushii is the source of this 498-nucleotide messenger RNA. RefSeq names its product SFT2-domain-containing protein. Lineage: Eukaryota; Fungi; Basidiomycota; Exobasidiomycetes; Exobasidiales; Brachybasidiaceae. Gene Ontology annotation, biological process: vesicle-mediated transport. The record is from RefSeq and is a predicted model, not a curated record. The annotation marks the transcript as partial. The transcript has a single exon. Gene Ontology annotation, cellular component: membrane.
GCUUCUGGAGGUUCGGGACCAUGGAUGAACAUUGAAACUUCACAAGUACGUGCAGCAGCAACGGGAGAUUUGACGGGAGAACCAAGUGCAUUUGAAACGUUUGGAUUCAAAUUUAGUAGACAAGAAAGAUUGACUGGCUUUAUUGCUUGUUUGGGUAUUGGGUUUGUGUUGUCAAUUGUUGGAACGAUUAUGCUCUUUAUCGGUCUUACGAGCGUGUUUGCUGUGCUGUAUUCGUUUGGAAUUCUCAUCUCUCUAAUAGGGACUGGAUUCUUGGUUGGUUUCUUUAGGCAAUUGAAGCUGAUGUUCAAGCCGGUUCGUAUUGUGGCAACGCUGAUCUUGAUAGGUGCUUUCGUACUAGUAUGGGUAUUCGCUUUCGUCGUCAAGAUUGCCGUCUUGGCACUAAUAUGCGUCGUCGUUCUUUAUUUGGCAUACAUGUGGUACACGCUAUCCUAUAUACCCUUCGCAAGAGACUUCGUCAAACGUAUUUUCAGCCGAUUC